AUGGCAGACACAGACAGGAGAAAUCAAACUGCCAUCACGUAAUUCAUCCUCCUGGGAUUUGGGGAUCUCCCUGACCUGCAAAUUCUUCUCUUCCUGAUGUUCCUAGUGAUCUACAUCACAGUCGUGACUGGGAACAUCCUCAUCAUUGCACUAGUUGUGGCUGAUCAGCACCUUCACUCCCACAUGUACUUCUUCCUGGGUAACUUGUCCUGCUUGGAGACCUGCUACACCUCCACUCUUCUGCCCAGGAUGCUGGCCAGUCUCCUGACCAGUGGCAAAACCAUCUCAUUUAUUGGCUGCUUGUCACAACUGUAUUUCUUUGAUUCUCUGGCAUGUACAGAAUGCUAUCUCCUAGCAGCAAUGUCUUAUGAUAGGUAUUUAGCGAUAUGUAAACCCCUGCACUAUUCAACUCUUAUGAAUAAUAGGUUUUGCCUCCAAUUGGCUGCUGGCUCAUGGUUAAAUGGUUGUUUGGCUACUGCCAUCUUUAUAUUAUUCAUGUCACCAUUAAUAUUCUGUGCCGUGAAUGAAAUUGACCAUUUCUAUUGUGAAUCCAUCCCAUUGAUAAAACUCUCUUGCAGUGACACGCACCUGAUCAUAUUGCUAGAUUUCAUUCUAGCCUGUGUAUUCACUCUGCCUCCAUUCCUACUAACCCUGACAUCCUAUGUGUGUGUCAUCACCACCAUCCUGAGAAUCCCUUCCACCACCCGGAGACAGAAGGCAUUUUCCACCUGCUCCUCUCACCUCAUUGUGGUGACAAUUUUCUAUGGAACAAUAAUGAUUAUGUACAUGCUGCCCAAACACGAUACACUGAGAGACCUGAACAAAGUGUUCUCUCUUUGCUACACUGUCCUGACUCCCCUGGCAAACCCCCUCAUCUACAGCCUGAGAAACAGAGAGGUCAAGGAAGCAUUGAGCAAAGCAACUCAACCCAUGGCAGACAGAAACUGGAGAAACCAAACGGCUGUCACAGAAUUUAUCCUCCUGGCAUUCGGGGAACUCCCUGACCUGCAAAUUCUUCUCUUCCUGAUGUUCCUAGUGAUCUACAUGGCAACCGUGGCCGGGAACAUGCUCAUCAUUGCACUAGUUAUGGCUGAUCAGCACCUUCACAACCCCAUGUACUUCUUCCUGGGGAAUUUGUCCUGCUUGGAGACCUGCUACACCUCCACCCUCCUGCCCAGGAUGCUGGCAAGUCUCCUGACUGGGGACAAAACCAUCUCAUUCAGGGGCUGCUACUCACAACUGUAUUUCUUUGGUUCUCUGGCAGCUACAGAAUGCUAUCUCCUAGCAGCAAUGUCUUAUGAUCGGUAUUUAGCGAUAUGUAAACCCCUGCACUAUACAACUCUUAUGAAUAACAGAUUUUGCCUCCAGUUGGCUGCUGGCUCAUGGUUAAAUGGCUGUUUGGCCAGUGCAGUCCUUAUAUUAUUCCUAUCACAGUUAACAUUUUGUGGCCCGAAUGAAAUUGACCAUUUCUAUUGUGACCCCAUCCCACUGAUGGAACUCUCCUGCAGUGACACACACCUGAGCAUAUUGGUGGAUUUCAUACUAGCCUGUGUAUUCACCCUGCCUCCAUUCCUACUAACCCUGAUGUCCUAUGUGUUUAUCCUUGCCAGCAUCCUGAGAAUCACUUCCAACACCGGGAGACAAAAGGCCUUUUCCACCUGCUCCUCUCACCUCACUGUGGUGACAAUUUUCUAUGGAACCAUAAUGAUUUUCUACAUGCUACCGAAAGGUGAUACAAUCAGAGAUCUGAAGAAAGUGCUCUCUCUUUGCUUCACAGUCCUAACUCCCCUGGUAAACCCCCUCAUCUACAGCCUGAGAAACAGAGAGGUCAAGGAAGCCUUGAGCAAAGCUGUCAGUAAAUGUGGCUUUCACAAAAACAUGCAGAGACUCUGA
Molecule: messenger RNA, 1893 nt
Organism: Trachemys scripta elegans
Lineage: Eukaryota; Metazoa; Chordata; Testudines; Emydidae
Biological process (GO): G protein-coupled receptor signaling pathway
Cellular component (GO): membrane
Molecular function (GO): olfactory receptor activity; G protein-coupled receptor activity
Source: RefSeq, a predicted model, not a curated record